Grosmannia clavigera kw1407 is the source of this 840-nucleotide messenger RNA. Its product is annotated as ccaat-binding transcription factor subunit hapb. Gene Ontology annotation, molecular function: RNA polymerase II cis-regulatory region sequence-specific DNA binding; DNA-binding transcription factor activity, RNA polymerase II-specific. NCBI's taxonomy places the organism in Eukaryota, Fungi, Ascomycota, Sordariomycetes, Ophiostomatales, Ophiostomataceae. The transcript is spliced from 2 exons. Gene Ontology annotation, biological process: regulation of transcription by RNA polymerase II. Bases 1 to 840 code for a protein of 279 amino acids. The record is from RefSeq and is a predicted model, not a curated record. Gene Ontology annotation, cellular component: CCAAT-binding factor complex.
AUGAUGGAAUACGCACAAUAUCAACCGCAACCGCAGAACGGUCACGUCCAGAAUAUUCAGGCCGCAUACCCCAACGCUGCGGCUGCUAACGGCAUCUCGCCGCCCCAGCACCAAUCUUCGACUGCGCGGAGCCAAGAUCCCAACAUCCGCGUCUGGUGCGGAGCCUACCCCUACGGCAUGUCGGCGGACCCGGCCAUGCAGCAGAACUCUCCGCGGCUGGGCUCAAAAAAGGAACAGCGCAAUCCUCGGUCCCCUCCGCUGAACAACAUCAAUGCCCAGGGCCGUCGGCUGAGCCAGGUCACCAGUCCCGGCCUGCCAAACGCUCAGGCUAUUCUGAACCACAACGCGUCAAGAGCAGCAGGCGUGCCUUCAACCCUCCCACCGCAGCAACAGAUCCACGCACCCCAGUCACCCGAGCUUGCAGCUGCUCCUGCUGAGGAGUCGCCGCUGUACGUCAAUGCGAAGCAGUUCCACCGGAUCCUCAAACGGAGAGUAGCCAGACAGCGUCUCGAGGAGGCCUUGCGGUUGACCUCUAAGGGCCGGAAACCCUACCUUCACGAGUCGCGACAUAACCAUGCGAUGCGGCGGCCCCGUGGUCCGGGCGGCCGCUUCUUGACUGCCGACGAGGUGGCAGCGAUGGAAAGGAAGGACGGCCAGCUGGAGGGUGACAUCAAAGAAGGAAGUGAUGCUGGUACGUCGGAGCCUCCGGCUGAGGUCGCGACACCAUCUUCUGGCAAAAAGCGCAAAACAGAGAGCGGCACGGUGCAGCUCGCAAAAAAGGCCAAGGCGGAACAGCCGAUAGCAGAGGAAGACGAGGAGGACGGUGAGGAUGAUGGAUAG